Messenger RNA from Ornithodoros turicata, 1774 nucleotides. Its product is annotated as E3 ubiquitin-protein ligase RNF14-like. The record is from RefSeq and is a predicted model, not a curated record. NCBI's taxonomy places the organism in Eukaryota, Metazoa, Arthropoda, Arachnida, Ixodida, Argasidae. The transcript is spliced from 9 exons. Gene Ontology annotation, molecular function: ubiquitin conjugating enzyme binding; zinc ion binding; ubiquitin protein ligase activity. Gene Ontology annotation, biological process: ubiquitin-dependent protein catabolic process; positive regulation of proteasomal ubiquitin-dependent protein catabolic process; protein polyubiquitination. The coding region runs from base 216 to 1655 and encodes 479 amino acids. Gene Ontology annotation, cellular component: ubiquitin ligase complex; cytoplasm.
UUAGUGCAAAAUUGUCGGUUCGGUACUUGUGGAGUUUUGUGCAAACUGUGGUUCGAGGCGCCUUCGCCUACCACCUUGUCAUGAUGAGUUAUCUGCUGCACGAGGACAUAUUAUAUGAAAUAUCCGUUGUUUAAGAAUGCUGUUGUACGGGUUACAUUGACAGGUAGCGUCUGGUCCUUUCGAAGCGAUUCGAUUCUUCCGAUCCUUACGAGACGAUGGGCAACACAGACGAGCAACAAGAUGAAAUGCUGGUCCUGCAAAGCAUUUACGACAGUACCGUGCUUACGGUCGAAGAGUCCGAAGGUUUCCACUGUGGCACAUUCCUUGCACAGCCGACGUUGCCAACGCCCUUCACAGUAAUUGUGCCAAAACUCAGCAACGAUGGCACAUACGGCAAUGGGAAGCAAGAGAUAAGCCUUGAACAUCUUCCACCAAUCUGCUUGAAGUUUGAACUGCCCAAAAGCUAUCCUUCUGAUUCGCCUCCUAAGUUCUGCCUGAGCUGCACAUGGCUUACAAUGCAACAGCUUGGGAUCCUGUGCAAAGCUUUGGAUCGGUUGUGGCAUCAAGACCCUUACAGCGUCGUACUCUAUCGCUGGAUGGAUUUCCUGCAAAAUGAAGCCCUAUGUGAACUGCGUAUUGAGCAAAGGCAUAGCCUCGGUCCCCUACUUCUCUACCUCUCUAAGAAGAAACAUUAUUCCGCUCGCCACGCCUCUCAACCUCGUCUCCGGUUGAAGCAGUGCCUGAAGUACCCCGGUGAUGCACACUACGAUGACCGAGCUUUCAAGGAACAAUUGGAUCCCAGCUUGCUUCUGUGUAGCCUCACAGAUUACAACAGCAAAAAGAAGCAGGAUGUCUUCCAGCAGCAGUGGUUGCAUUGUCAAGUGUGCAUGAAUGAGAAGUUGGGUUCCCAGUUUCUGGUGUUUUUUGGCUGCAAUCACUACUUCUGCAAGGAGUGCAUGAGUUCCUUCUUUCGCAUUCAAAUUGAAAGUGGCUCAGCAAGCUUCCUCAGAUGUCCACAAGAGGGCUGCACAUCACAGGCUUCACCACCACAGGUGAAGGAACUGGUAGGGGAAGCACUGUGCAACAAGUAUGAAGCAAUGCUUCUGAGCACAUACCUAGACACAUUGGCAGACCUUACGUACUGUCCUCGGCUUCACUGUCAGUGUCCUGUCGUGCUUGACCCUGACCUCACCUUGGCUGAAUGCCCAUCGUGUCACUUUGUUUUCUGCAUAUACUGCAAAAUGGUAUACCACGGUGUGGAGCCCUGCAGACUUAAGCCAGACGAACGCCGGGAAAUCCGGGACCGAUACGUGGCUGCUACGGGAGCAGAGAAGCUGGAGAUGGAAAGGCGAUAUGGAAAGCGGACCCUUCAGUUAUUGGUCGUGGAGAGUCUUUCACAGGACUGGAUGAAUGAGAACAGCAAAAAGUGCCCCCACUGUAAUGUUUCCAUCGAGAAGCAGGAUGGCUGCAACAAAAUGACAUGCUGGCGCUGUGGCACUCACUUCUGCUGGUUAUGUGUUACAACCCUCAAGUCCAUCUCCAACCCUUAUCAGCACUUCAAUGAUCCUGCCUCACCCUGCUUCAACAAACUUUUUCACGGUGUCGAGGGACUCGAAGAAAUUGACGACGUACAUGACAUCGGGGAGUUCCUGUAACCUUUUUUUUUUGCCCGUGUCUGUGUGUUCUGUGUGACGUUUUUCAGCAGUCGUAGCUUAAUUUGCUUUGUAUUUCUCUCAAAAUUUCUAGUAAAUGUGGGUGACCGUGUACAUAUCGC